CAUGGCAUCAUUCUCAGUUUCCCACAAAACCAUCCCGAAAGAUAAUGUUCUUCGCCGGUUCUUUACAGGAUGGGAUUGCCCUCGCCGUUCAGGAGUCCAAGGCUGUUAUUUGCUUUGUGCCAGAUGACGGCGAGGCCAGCUCAACAUGGCAAGACGAAUACUUUAUAGGUGACGAGCAGUUUACAGAGCUCCUCAAAGCACGAUCUGUCCUAUUGCGCAUCGCCAAAGACAGCCCGGAAGCUGGGUUCCUAGCUUCUGUCUGUCCCGUCACACAAUACCCGACAGUUGUCGUCAUUAGGAAUGGAAUGCUACGGGAAUAUAUCAUGCCGGAUGUCUCGAAAGACGAGUUCCGCAACCGACUUACGGCCGCUAUAGAGGAUAGUGAAACUGAAUCCCAGGCGCUUGCUCCUUCGGUAGCUCAACAACUGCCCCAUCAGCCUCAGGAAAUGAACCCCCCCGCACCAGCUCCGGAGCCUGCUGUGACACCCCCCACGCGAAGUGCGCCGACAUCCGAGACGCCAUCAAUGCCGGAACAGGUCAGCCGGGAUACACCCGAGAAUAAAUCCAGCGAGAAAGGAAAGAAGCCUGUAUAUGCUGCAGGCUCUCAAAGUCAGCCCCGAAACCAGGAAGGAAAUAAGCACCGCCAAUCCCCAAUUGAAUCCCGGGAAAAGAGCCAGGAGAAGGACACAAAAGGCAAAGCUUCAGUACGAGCCCCAAAGAAAGAGAAGCUGGCGGAUGAACCACCAGUUCGUCGGCCCACACAACCAGCAGGGCCUCCAACACAAUAUCGUCUACAAGUACGAUUAUUCGAUGGAAGUUCCGUGCGAUCAACUUUUUCGCCCACGCAGACUAUCCACAAAGAUGUUCGCCCUUGGCUUGAUAGUCAGCUAGAGGAAAAGAAGCCCUAUAAUCUCAAGCAUAUUCUCACUCCCUUACCGAACAAGACUCUUACAAUCACUGAAGAGGAUCAAACGCUUCGUGAGCUCAUCACCGGCUCCACGGCAACCUUUGUCAUGGUCCCUAUCAAAACAUAUAUAGAGGCAUACUCGGAAUCUGGGUCUUUACCUGUUCGUGCGUUGUCUUCAGCGUAUGGGCUGGUUACAUCCGUAAUCAGCGAGACGGUAGGGUAUGUCGGCUCCUUCGUUGGGUACGCCCAAAACACCGUUGCGCCAUCACAUCCAGAGCCGGCUCAGCCCAGCGAAUCACAGCCAUCUACAGACAGUACAAGGCGCCCUCGGCCGUGGGGACCCAACAUUCGGACCCUUAGAGACCAGGGAAGUGAGCAGGAUAGCCAAUUCUAUAAUGGUAACCAGUUGAAUUUCGAACCCAGACAAAAUGAUGCGCGAUGAAAUUAGCAUAUCUUAUUGGCGACUAGUACUCUUUCAUCCUAUACCAUUGGUCAUGGUCUAUGGAAGCUCUGUACAUAGUAGGUAGUAGACUGUGCGUUGCUGGUGGAUGUGGUGGAACAUCCUUGACGAUCACUGUAUUAUCUUUGCACUAGAAUAAGCAGGAACAGACCUACGCAGUGGCUUUGGGCCGUAACCCAGAGCGGGCUAUAUUUCGAGGAAGGAGCGGUGGCCCAACUCAGGAAAGAACAACCACCGGCCCGCCGGCGGUGGCCUCAGGUGCAGGUUUCCCUCGAGGUGACGCAGGUAUAUUUGAUUUCCACUCUAGGAAGGCACGACUCCUGUCGGAUAUUACUUCGUAGGUAUCUUGUCUCUAGACCAGUAAAGGCUUAACUAGGUAGUUGCAGAAAGUAUCGUUCUUGAAGAGGAG
Aspergillus versicolor CBS 583.65 is the source of this 1776-nucleotide messenger RNA. RefSeq names its product UBX domain protein. NCBI's taxonomy places the organism in Eukaryota, Fungi, Ascomycota, Eurotiomycetes, Eurotiales, Aspergillaceae. The transcript is spliced from 5 exons. Bases 45 to 1349 code for a protein of 434 amino acids. Gene Ontology annotation, molecular function: protein binding. The record is from RefSeq and is a predicted model, not a curated record.